Molecule: messenger RNA, 1926 nt
Organism: Vicia faba (fava bean)
Lineage: Eukaryota; Viridiplantae; Streptophyta; Magnoliopsida; Fabales; Fabaceae
Source: the annotation of a GenBank genome assembly
AUGGCGAUGCUUUCCUUUUCCUUUCUUUGUUGUGUGUUUGUUAUAAUUCUAUCCGAAGCCAAAGCUGGAGAUCCUGUAUCAUGUGAUAACAACAGAGGCAACUACACAGCCAAUAGCAUCUACGACAACAACCUUAAAACCCUUAUAUCCACUUUCUCUUCGCACAAACAAAUCAACUACGGUUUCUACAAUUUCUCUUACGGCCAAGAUCCCGACAAAGCAUACGCCAUAGGAUUAUGUCGCGGAGAUCUCGAACCAAACAAGUGUCUCACAAACAUAAACAACUCCUUCACCUAUCUCAAACAACAAUGUCCAAAUCAAAAAGAAGCAAUUGUAUGGGGUGGUGAAUUCACUCUAUGGUACUCAAACCGUUCAAUUUUCGGAAUAGUAGAAACUUCACCUACAACGUUUCUAAUAUAUGAAAUAGAUGUUAGUGAUGUGGAUGCAUACAACGAAGCAUUGAGUAACUUGAUGACAAAUCUAACUGACAAAGCUGCGUCAGGUGACUCUAGACCGGUUUCUGAAAUUCCGGUUUGUUGUAACGGGAAGAUGGGAGGAAAUAUUCUUAAACCAAGUUGUCGGAUUAGAUUUGAUCCUUAUCGGUUCUAUAAUUCCACGAUUGUGUUGGAUUUUAAUGCAACGCCUCCUUCACCGUCGCUACAGCCACCGUCAGUAUUCACCAAUAACACUUCACCAUCUACAAAUAACAGUUCUUCUUCAGGGCAGAGCAAAAUACGAAUUGUCAUCACCUCCAUUGCAGUGCCAGCUCUUAGUGUGGUUUUGAUACUCAUUUUUAUUUGCAUCUAUUUAAGAUUGGGAAAUCCAAAAAAAAUGUUUUCAGCAAACAUUAGAAAAUAUGAUGAUGGAGAUGAAGAUGAAAUUAUAAUUGUUGAGUCAUUACAAUUCAACUUUGAUAUUAUACGAGUCGCUACAAAUGAUUUCUCUGAUUCUAACAAACUUGGGAGAGGUGGAUUUGGAAUUGUUUAUCGGGGUAAACUUCCAGAUGGACAAAUGAUUGCUGUCAAAAGAUUGUUAGAAGAAUCUAACCAAGGAGAUGGAGAAUUUAAAAAUGAAGUAUUAUUAGUAGCCAGACUUCAACAUCGAAACUUAGUUAGGCUACUUGGUUUCUGUUUAGAAGGGAGAGAAAGGCUGCUUAUUUAUGAAUAUGUUACAAAUAAAAGUCUUGAUUACUUCAUAUUUGAUCCAAUCAGGAAAGCUCAAUUGAAUUGGCAAAAGCGCUAUGAAAUCAUAAAAGGUAUUGCUCGAGGUCUUCUUUAUCUUCAUGAAGAUUCUCGUUUGCGGAUUAUACACCGUGAUAUCAAAGCAAGCAAUAUUUUGUUAGACAAUGACAUGAAUCCUAAGAUAUCUGAUUUUGGAUUGGCAAGAUUGUUUGUUAUUGAUCAAAGUCAAGGGAAUACAAAGAGAAUCGUUGGAACCUACGGAUAUAUGGCACCUGAAUAUGCAAUAAAUGGAUUAUUUUCAGUAAAAUCAGAUGUCUUUAGUUUUGGAGUAUUGGUUCUUGAGAUUAUAAGCGGUCAUAAAAAUAGUGCAAACAUUCGUCAUGGAAAUGAUAUUGAGUAUCUAUUGAGCUUUGCAUGGAAAAGCUGGAGAGAGGGGAAAUCAUCAAAUAUUAUAGAUCCAUCAUUAAAAAACUUUUCAUCAAAUGAAAUAAUGAGAUGCAUUCAUAUUGGUUUGCUUUGUAUUCAAGAAGAUGCAGCUGAUAGACCAACCAUGGCAGCUGUUGCACUCAUGCUUAAUAGUUACUCUCUUAGUCUCACAGUACCUUUGAAACCUGCAUACUUUUAUGGAAGUGGAACUGGAACUGGAAGCUUACAUGACAAGCAACUAUGGGCUGAAAAUCAAGAUGCAACAACGUCGAAUGAAUCGAUAAACCAGGCUUCAAAUACUGAUCCAUACCCUCGGUAG